Molecule: messenger RNA, 789 nt
Organism: Phytophthora sojae
Lineage: Eukaryota; Oomycota; Peronosporomycetes; Peronosporales; Peronosporaceae
Exons: 1
Coding region: 1-789 (262 amino acids)
Source: RefSeq, a predicted model, not a curated record
AUGAACAUGAACCAGAUGAAGAACGCGUCCAACCUGCACGCGGCCAACGCCACGAGCGUCGUGGGCAACUCCAUGGCCAUCCCGGCGCGUCUGGGAGCCGCGGCGGGCGCGGCCAACGGCGCUUCGGCCGCGCAGCCCACCGCCGUGCCCAUGAACGUGUCGGCCGCGCAGCUCACUCAGAUGAACCUGAGCCACGUGCGCAGCGCGGCCUUCAAGCCGGCGGUCCCUGUGGCCGGCGCCAACGUGGUGCUGCCCAGCGCCGGCGCCGCCGCGGCCGUGCCCAACACGGCGGGCGCGGGCGCGCUGCAGCUGUCGGGCCGCUGGUCGCUCGACCGCGAGGACUCGGACUCGACCAACGACUACCUGGAGGCCAUGGGGCUGCCGCUCAUCGCGCGCCAGGCCGCCGACAAGCUGGACCUGAUGGUGAUCAUCAGCCAGACGCCCGGCGACUUCGUCAUCACGAGGCGCACGCGCAUCUUCACGGAGACCAAGCAACUCAAGUUCGGCCAGGAGGUCAACGUCAAGAACAACCUCAUCACCGUCACGGGCGACGCCGCGCAGAUCAAGACGGUCACGCAGCUCUCGGGCUUCCGCGGCGUGCUCACGGACGUGCGCACGCUGGACCCGCGCGGCCGCAUGCACGUGGAGCUCACGCUCACGCUGCCGGAGAAGGCGCCGGUUGUCAUCAACCGCUACUUCAAGAAGACGAGCGAGUCCACAUCACUCGAGAACCUGCCAGCGUUCGACAUUAGCCUCGAGACGUCGGGCGACGUCAAGCGCAAGCGCUAA